Messenger RNA from Aedes aegypti (yellow fever mosquito), 833 nucleotides. RefSeq lists its product as uncharacterized. NCBI's taxonomy places the organism in Eukaryota, Metazoa, Arthropoda, Insecta, Diptera, Culicidae. The record is from RefSeq and is a predicted model, not a curated record. The transcript has 3 exons. The coding region runs from base 115 to 501 and encodes 128 amino acids.
GGCGUGUUGAAGUAACGGGUGUAAAGUGCGGUCUGUUCUGCGAUUCGGUGCUGAUAGUGUCUUGGAUAGAUCUGGGGCUCAAUUCGAAGAAUACCCAGGAAUUUAUACGGAAUUAUGAAAUUGGUUGCACUUUGUUUUUACUUUCUGGUGAUCGCAUGGGUGAAAGUGAGUUCCCGUCCGACAAAUGAGGACUACCAGAAAAUUGAAAUUGAAUCAAUCCUCAACGCAAAGGAAGGCAAUGGAACGAUCUAUUUACAUGUGCUAUCCGACGGUACGAUGAUUCUACGAAAAACUUACAGUAAGUUGGUGAAUGGCGCUACGGUUACGGUAGAGGAAGGUUCAUUCUCAUUCAUCGGCUCAGAAGACAAGCUUGUUUACAAGACCACCUACAUUGCGGAUGAACGUGGUUAUCGGGCAAAACAUACGAUUUCUAACACGACCGAACCCUUCGUAGAAGAUUCCAUCGAUCCGAAAGUGCUCAUAUCUCUCCUCGGAAAAUAGCUCACGCACCAAUGAGACUGCUAAAACUAGUUCUAAAAUAACUUCAAAUACUCGAUUUAAAAUAAAAACCGUACCACUUAGGAGAAUCCCCUGCUUAUAUAACCUUUGAUCUGAUCACUCAACAUCAACAUCCGAAAAACAGCGAACCCCUUCUAAAUGAGAGAUGCAAAGGUUCAAGAAUGAAACUGGACCAGUGGCAUCAAGUUUACCUGACCCUGUGUCACCCAGCUAGAAGGCGAGAUCAAGCUCAUCAACCAGACUACCUGACCAGCAUCUACCCUCAAUGAGAGUUUAAGACACUUAACAGCACCUCGGACAAUAAACACGUGUUA